Molecule: messenger RNA, 8821 nt
Organism: Corythoichthys intestinalis (scribbled pipefish)
Lineage: Eukaryota; Metazoa; Chordata; Actinopteri; Syngnathiformes; Syngnathidae
Gene: atp2b2
Product: ATPase plasma membrane Ca2+ transporting 2
Exons: 24
Coding region: 536-4402 (1288 amino acids)
Biological process (GO): calcium ion transmembrane transport; regulation of cytosolic calcium ion concentration
Cellular component (GO): plasma membrane; postsynaptic density membrane; intracellular membrane-bounded organelle
Molecular function (GO): ATP binding; ATP hydrolysis activity; PDZ domain binding
Source: RefSeq, a predicted model, not a curated record
CAUACGCCUACACCCACCCCACACUCACAUUCACACAUACAGCACACUGCUGCGGUGGUUAGCGCCACCGACACCGCUGCAGCCGCAUGUGCUGGUGCGCUCGCAGGUGGAUUGUAGGACUGCGGGUGAUUGUAACCUUGAUGUCAUUGAUGGGGAGGACCACCAUGUAGAGGCGGCAGCCGUAUCGCAGCAAUGGGAAGCCACGCAUGGAGCGGGUCCGGACUGCAGCCGUGGUGAGCCUGAGCCCCCGCACUCCCCAAGCCUCGCAACCUUCUCAGGACCUGACCACAGGGGCUGUCCGACGCUCACCUGGAUGCUCCCCAGUCUGUGCUUUGCCGCCCCCCUCUACCAUCCUCCCCUCCCUGCUUCUUCUGCUCUGCUGCUGAAACAGAUGCUCCUAUAAUUGGAUUUUGCCCUCCUUUUUAAUAUCUCCACAAGUGACAUUCCCGUUUAUUAUCAUCAUUUUUUUGUCUACUUGAAUUCCGUUUUGGAAACUGAUCCCAUCCCUAUUAGCAAUAACCCACCGGUUGGCAUCAUGGGGGACAUGUCCAACAGCGAUUUCUACGCCAAGAACCAAAGAAAUGAGGGCGCCAACCACGCGGCAGGCUUCGGCUGCUCGCUCAUGGAACUGCGCUCGCUCAUGGAGCUGCGCGGCACCGAGGCGGUGGUCAAGCUUCAGGAGGACUACGGAGGCGUCGAGGGAUUGUGCAAACGACUGAAAACCUCACCCACGGAAGGACUCACAGGUGCCCAAGGCGACUUGGACAAAAGGAAAGAAGAAUUUGGGAAAAACCUGAUACCUCCAAAGAAGCCAAAAACCUUCCUUCAGCUGGUAUGGGAGGCCUUGCAGGACGUCACCCUCAUUAUCCUGGAGGUUGCUGCUCUCAUCUCGCUGGGCCUCUCCUUCUACCACCCGCCUGGAGAAGACACUGGAGAAUCUUGUGGCACAGUGAAAGGUGGCGCAGAGGACGAAGGUGAGGCAGAGGCGGGCUGGAUUGAGGGUGCUGCUAUCCUCCUGUCGGUGGUGUGCGUGGUCCUGGUGACCGCCUUCAAUGACUGGUCUAAGGAGAAGCAGUUCCGUGGGCUACAGAGCCGCAUCGAGCAAGAGCAGAAGUUCCAGGUGGUCCGCGGAAGCCAAGUCAUCCAGCUGCCAGUAUCAGACAUACUUGUUGGCGACAUCGCACAAAUUAAAUACGGUGAUUUGCUUCCUGCGGACGGAGUGUUGAUCCAAGGCAACGACUUAAAGAUUGAUGAGUCGUCGCUGACUGGAGAGUCUGAUCACGUGAAGAAGGCUGCAGACAAAGACCCCAUGUUGCUAUCUGGGACCCAUGUGAUGGAGGGCUCAGGGCGCAUGGUGGUGACCGCUGUGGGCGUCAACUCUCAGACUGGAAUCAUCUUCACCCUGCUCGGAGCUGGAGUAGAGGAAGAAGAGAAGAAAGAAAAGAAAGGAGGCGCAGUGGAAGAUGGACACCAGAACACAGACUGCUCGCAUCCCCCCAUCCACCCCAUCGCCACUAUUGCCACGGAUGGGGCAGCGGGCUUUAAUGCCCCUGGCAGUGCCAACCUUAUUAAUGGUAAAAUGCAAGAUGGCAAUAUGGAGAGCAACCAGAUUAAAGUGAAAAAGCAGGACGGAGCGGCCGCAAUGGAGAUGCAGCCUCUUAAAAGUGCCGAGGGUGGGGAGGAGGAGAAGGAGCGGAAGAAGGUUUCCAUUCCCAAAAAAGAGAAGUCAGUGCUUCAAGGGAAGCUCACCAAGUUGGCCGUCCAGAUUGGCAAAGCAGGGUUGCUUAUGUCAGCCAUCACGGUUAUCAUCCUGGUGCUGUACUUUGCCAUCGACGCCUUCGUCAUCCAGAAGCGUCCUUGGCUGCCUGAGUGCACGCCCAUCUACAUCCAGUACUUUGUCAAGUUCUUCAUCAUCGGUGUGACCGUGUUGGUUGUCGCCGUACCCGAGGGUCUACCGCUGGCCGUCACCAUCUCUUUAGCCUACUCAGUCAAGAAAAUGAUGAAGGACAACAACCUGGUGCGGCAUCUGGACGCAUGCGAGACAAUGGGCAAUGCCACCGCCAUCUGCUCAGAUAAGACGGGCACACUCACCACCAACCGCAUGACAGCCGUGCAAUGCUACGUUGGCGACGUGCAUUACAAGGAGAUCCCAGAGCCGGGGGUCCUUCCUCCAAAAUCGCUGGACCUGCUCGUGAAUUCCAUCUCCAUCAACAGCGCCUACACCACUAAGAUACUGCCCCCGGAUAAGGAAGGAGGUCUGCCGAAACAGGUGGGCAACAAGACGGAAUGUGGCCUGCUGGGAUUGGUGCUGGACCUGAAGCGCGAUUACCAACCAAUCAGGAACCAGAUCCCUGAAGAGAAGCUCUACAAAGUGUACACUUUCAACUCAGUGCGGAAGUCCAUGAGCACUGUCGUCAAACUGCCUGAUGGGAGCUUCCGCAUGUACAGCAAGGGAGCAUCAGAGAUUGUCCUCAAAAAAUGCAACCACAUUCUGAAUGAGGUGGGUGAACCCCGGGUUUUUCGUCCACGAGACAAAGAUGAGAUGGUGAAGAAGGUGAUCGAGCCCAUGGCCUGCGACGGCCUGAGGACUAUCUGCGUGGCGUACCGCGAUUUCUCCAGCAACCCCGAACCCGACUGGGAUGACGAAAACAACAUCCUCAGCGAUCUCACGGCCAUUUGUGUCGUUGGGAUUGAAGACCCUGUCAGACCAGAGGUACCGGACGCCAUUCAAAAAUGCCAGCGCGCAGGCAUCACCGUGCGAAUGGUCACUGGGGAUAACAUAAAUACAGCGAGGGCCAUCGCCAUCAAAUGUGGCAUCAUCCAUCCUGGAGAGGACUUCCUCUGCAUUGAUGGCAAAGAGUUUAACAGGAGGAUCCGCAAUGAAAAAGGAGAGGUUGAGCAGGAGCGAAUCGAUAAGGUAUGGCCUAAACUGCGUGUCUUGGCCAGAUCCUCCCCCACUGACAAACACACACUUGUUAAAGGUAUUAUUGACAGCACCAUGGUAGAACAGAGGCAGGUGGUGGCAGUGACAGGCGACGGAACAAAUGAUGGGCCUGCUCUGAAGAAAGCUGAUGUCGGUUUCGCCAUGGGCAUCGCCGGCACUGAUGUAGCCAAGGAGGCCUCUGACAUCAUCCUGACCGACGACAACUUCAGCAGCAUCGUCAAGGCGGUGAUGUGGGGCCGCAACGUCUACGACAGCAUCUCCAAGUUUCUCCAGUUCCAGCUCACGGUCAACGUGGUCGCCGUCAUCGUUGCGUUCACGGGGGCUUGCAUCACACAAGACUCUCCACUGAAGGCAGUGCAAAUGCUUUGGGUCAACCUCAUCAUGGACACUUUCGCCUCGCUGGCCCUGGCUACUGAGCCCCCCACGGAGUCUCUACUCAGAAGGAAGCCUUACGGACGCAACAAGCCUCUCAUCUCCAGCACAAUGACAAAGAACAUUCUGGGACAUGGCGUCUAUCAGCUCAUCAUUAUCUUUCUCCUCCUCUUUAUCGGCGAGCAGAUCUUUGACAUCGACAGCGGUCGCAACGCACCCCUCCACGCACCACCCUCGGAGCACUACACCAUCAUCUUUAACACCUUCGUCAUGAUGCAGCUCUUUAACGAAAUUAACGCCCGGAAGAUACACGGCGAGCGUAAUGUCUUCGAGGGUAUCUUUAGGAACCCCAUCUUCUGCUCCAUUGUUUUUGGCACCUUUGCUGUGCAGAUAAUAAUUGUACAGUUUGGAGGGAAGCCAUUUAGCUGCCAACCUCUGGACCUGGAGAAAUGGAUGUGGUGUGUUUUCCUCGGCUUGGGAGAGCUCGUCUGGGGUCAGGUGAUUGCGACAAUCCCCAACAGCAAGCUGCGCUUCCUGCGGCGGGCCGGCCAGCUCAGCCAAAAAGACGAACUCCCGGAGGAGGACGUAAAUGAGGAGAACGAGGAGAUCGACCACGCUGAGAGGGAGCUAAGACGAGGGCAGAUUCUCUGGUUCCGAGGACUCAACCGCAUUCAGACUCAGAUCGAAGUAGUCAACACCUUCAAGAGUGGCACCUCCUUUCAGGGGGCGGGAGCUCUGAGACGCCAGUCGUCCACAACCAGCCAGAACCAGGAUAUCCGUGUCGUGAACGCAUUCCGCAGCUCCCUCUACGAAGGCCUGGAGAAGCCCGACUCUCGCACCUCCAUCCACAACUUCAUGACACAGCCCGAGUUUAGGAUAGAGGACUCCACGCCCAAUAUCCCGCUCAUCGACGACACGGACGACGACUCGGCUCGCCGGAGGGGGAAGUACUCCAGCCAGCCCUCGUCGCCCAACAAGAACAACAACGCUAUCGACAGCGGCAUAAACCUCACCAUCGACAUCAGUAAAUCAGCGGCCUCGUCCAGUCCCGCCAGCCCUUUGCACAGCUUGGAGACCAGCCUCUAACCUGGUUUUGGAACCUUCAGCUCCCCAAGUAACCGGUACAUUCGAUCCCACCCAAAAAAAAAGAUAAAGCGACAGCCAUCUUGUAUUUGUGGUUGUCUUGUUCUCGCAGAGGAGCAAACUGAGGACGACGAGGAAGACAAACACUGGAACCUCCCCUUUCCUCAUUAUAUUCCGAUUAAUAUUAUUGUUCUAUUAUUAUUGUCGCUCCUGCAUGAAUGUACAUUGACCAAGUUUUAUUUAAAAGGGUAAGCCCCUUCCCACCUGCCCAUUUGGAUUCUUUUAUCAUGGAACAAGGACCGCUUCCUUCUCUUCUUCUCCAUCUGUGUGGCAUGAUCACAUGAGAUUUGAUCAUGUGACUGGGUGCCAGGGCUCAACUUGCACAGCAGCUUUGCACCUCCAACCCACCGGUCACCCCAAAAAGAAAAGAGGAGCGCAAAAAUAGUACAACGGCGAAUUAUGAGCAUUUACGGGGAUUAUAUUCUAUAAAUAUGAACUCAUAUAAAUAUAUUUACAGUAGAGAGAGUUUUAUCUUUGUUUGUCGGCAUGUUGCCUUGUUCCUGCUUUGAAUGGCUCGAAAGUACUUAUUUAUGUCUUAAAAGAGAAUGUAAUUUGUUUACAAGCCACUUAGAGGUAUAUUCCUGGUUUUUAGAAGAAGGGAUGCCUGAGCUCAGAUGGUGUGUUAUUAUUAUGCUGAGGAUUAAAACAAAAUAAAAAUAAAAAACUAAAAAAAAAAAAAUAGGGGAAAAUUAAACAAAAAAAGCUGGAAUUUGCCUGCUAUCUUGUGAAAUAUUGUAGAUAUUUUUAGAGGACUAACAAACAAAAAGAAACCAAACUAUAAUGGUAGUAAAUGUGGAAUCUUAGUAUUAUUCUUUAUGAUUGUUGGGAUGGAGUUGCGUUUGUUUUUUUUUUUUUUUUCUUAAGAAAAAAAAAAGAGGCCACCAUGGUGACAGACGGGGAAGAAUUCUAUCAAUCGCUAACUUUUCUUUGGUUGAUGCUUCUUUUUUUAUAUAUAAGUUAUAUAAAUAAACUAUAUAAUGUGUAUAUUUUCCAUUUUAAAGGUUGAUAUCAGGACCUUCAAAAAUGAACUGCUUGAAUCACAUCAACAAAGUAAUAUAUCUCAACCUUAUGAGAACCCUUUUAAAUAUACUUUGUUUCUUUCUUAUUCAUUUAAUCCAGAAACAUUUCAAUAUACUGUAUUUCCUCUGUCAGAGAGACAAAAAUCCACACAGCGCUGUAGGCCAUUUUCAGACCAAAAAAAAGACUGAUUUCGCCACAUUUUAUUUAUUAAUCAAAGAGUACAUGUGUUGUACCAUAUAGUACUCAUUAAACACAUAGUUUUGUGUGUUGAACUUUGCUUUAGCUCUCAAUGGCCACAGUGCAGCAAUGAAGACUCAUCUGUCUAGUAUAGAUUCACUAUCAUUCGCAUACAUUUUCGAGUUGUAGUUUGUUUUGAAGAAGAAUGAUAGAUAUGGCUUUCAAUGUUCGCAUUUUUAUAUGAAGGUGGAUUUUCGGGGCCUGAUUUUGACCAACCUUAGCUUUUGGAGCUUCAAAUUUCAUUGGGAAUCAUCAAAUAUUGGCAGCAUGUUCAGCUUGCAUGCCUUGUUGGAAACUCAAAAGCCUUCAAAUUUGAUGUCGCCUAAAUAGCAGACAACAUUGAUUAUUUUAUCUUCAAAGGACAGAAAUGGGCAACAUGGUCCAAAAAUGGUCAUUUCAAACGACACCUCCUGGCUAUUCAGAAUCUGAAUGAUCCUUAUUGGCCAAGUACUGUGGUACCUCGACAUACGAACACCUCGACAUACAGUCCUUUCGACACCUGACGUAAAAUGUGACUCAUCAUUUGUCCCGACAUAUGACGACAUGCUCAACAUACGUCGAUUUACAACAGUGUCGCAAUUUCAUUGUUUUCCCACAAGACGGCAGCACACAGCGGAUUUUCUUCUGGGCACGGGUCCCAAGACGGUUAGUGCAGGUGGUGAAAAAAGGAAAAGGGUGACGCUUACAAUUGAAUUUAAGAUGGAAAUGACAGAAAAAUAAGACCAUGUGGUGCGCGUCAGUGAACUGGCUCGACAGUAUGGCCAGAAUAUGUCUGCAGUCUCGACUGUCCACCUCCGGUCGUCAGUCUUUGUAAGUUAAGUUGACAAUUAUUAUUAUUGUAACAUUGGUAAGGACGUUGCCAGCUUUAUCAGGUUUUUAAUCAUUUAUUUAAGAAAUUGUGGACCACAGCACGGCUACUGCCCACCAUACCCGACGCCAGAAACAACAAAACAUGAAAAGAGAAAGUAAUAACGUCCGACUCAUCCGUACCUCUUUCACUAUCUCGUCAGUUACACGGUGCGUUCAGGAACAGCAUGCAAAACACAACCACCACAUUAGAACCCGAUUCAUUACAUUAUGUAUUCCGAUUUGUAUUUAUAUUUUUAUUUGUUUUGCUAUGUGUAAUGGCUAUUUGUGAUUGUACCUGCAAUAUUUUAUGAAGGAUUUAGUGCAUGCUUUUGGGCUGUGGAACGAAUUAAUCGAAUUGUAAUGUACAGUGGUACCGCUACUGACAAACGUCUCUACAGACAGAAUUUUCAGGUUAUGUUACACAUACCGGGAAAAUAUUGCCUCUUGUUAUGAAAGAAAUUUCCGUAUACGAAAGGCAAAGAUACACUAUAGACUGCUACUCACAGCUCCCAGAGAUUACUGAACGUAACAUAAUUAUAGCUGCUCUGCUAGAGGGGCCUCUGCUGCAUGUGUAUCCAAGUGUAUCCAUUCGCCCCUCUGGCCAUGAGGUGUUCCGACACCUUUACGUGUGUGUAUUAACUUUUAUCCUUUACUCAGUUUUUGCACAACUCUAAUUUUAUUUUGCAAUAAUCUUAUUGUAACGUAUUUGCUACAUGCUUUAAUGCAUUUUUAUGCUUUAUAAAAGAUUUAUGUCUGAAUUUGGUGGGGGGGCUUGGAAUAGAUUUGGGCAUUUACAUGGAAAACGUGUCUCUAGUUACGGAAUUUUCAGUUUAAGAAACUACUUCCAAAACCAAAUAAUUUCGUAAGAAGAGGUACCACUGUAUUCCUAUGGGAAAAUCCCGCUCAACAUAUGACCAUUUCGAUUUACAAACAAGGUCCUGGAACGGAUAAAAUUUGUAUGUAGAGGUACCACUGUAUGUUGGUAACACACAAGAAAUUUGUCCCUGGUAUGUAGACCCACUCGAGUUUUACAAUAAAAAUCAACUUGUGUGUUUUUGGCCAUGGCCUGUGAGACUUUCUUAUGGGUCUACUCAUGAUAUACAUGUGAAGCCAAAGUUCUUUUUGCUAAAGAUAAUCUGUCUUUAAAAAUAAAAUAAAAGCAUGUCACGAUUGACCAGACACUCCUUCAUACAGGCAAACUCCAAAUAAAAUGUCACUCAUUUUGAACGUGCAACAGAAACUAUUACGCAUUUUCGUUGACGAUAACAACACUGGUUGCAUGGAUCGACUUGCAUGUCUUUUCCUCAGUAGCUUAUGACAUCUCAAGGGUAAAAUUUGGUGAACUCCUAGAACAUGAAUUCUUCUUCAUAAAAUAAAAAUAAUUGAUUUAUUAUUUCAAAAGUUAUUCAAGUUUAGGUGAUGACUGUUUUUUGUGUGUGUGUCACCCUGUUCAAUAUGUGUUUGAAAGUUGGAAGGAAUCCGACUUUUUUUUAAUUAGUUCGUCCAUGUUGGGCUCUUGGAAAAGUUUGAAAUGACCCUUUUUGGCCAUGGAUUAUUGAGCCUCUUAUCAUGAUCAAUAUGUGUAACAAUGUUAUGUUCCUAAAUCAAACUUUGGUGGUCCAGUUUUCAUAAUUGUCCAUUUGUAUAUCAUUUAUAGAUUUAAGGUUCUUUGUUCAAACAACUACAAAAUGUUUGUUGUUUUCUUAAUUUAAGAAUUCAAUUCAUCUUCAUUGAAACUGUUUUCUCUCCAAAAACAGCACCACGUUUCUGUGGGCCAAUUUUAAACAUCUCCAAGAGGAAACAAUGACACAAAAAUGGAAUGUUUAUUUGGCUUUUUUCCUAUACAUACAUAUAUACAAAAAAGACUCUUUUUCUGCAGUUUGGUUAUGAAUGACAAAUUACGUGGUGUAAAAUCUAGAUGUGCUUUUUGUGUGUUUUAACAGAGCUUGUCUUCCUGCCGUCACGGAAUAUACAGUACUCUAGCAUCUCAGCUGUGCUCACUUAUUGUUGUAAUAUUUAUUGUGCUUUGACCGAACCACACGAUCAGCAGAGGGAAAGUUACAAAAAAAAAAUAAUAAUAAUAAUUAAUUAAUCAAUAACAACAACAUAUUGCACUCUGAAGGAAAAGGCCACUUUAAACAAGCCUGUACUCUUACUAACUCAAGUCACUGGCAAGCACGGCGUGUUCUAUAGGCUCAUUAUGCAAACCAUAAACAUUUUUUCUACUAAAUAAAUUUACUCUAGUAUUCCAAUCUC